Geodia barretti is the source of this 4118-nucleotide messenger RNA. Lineage: Eukaryota; Metazoa; Porifera; Demospongiae; Tetractinellida; Geodiidae. The record is from the annotation of a GenBank genome assembly.
GCUGCAGAAAUAAACUAGCUAUAUACAACGCCCUCGCGAGAAACUGAAUAGUGAUGAACGUCGCAUCGUUAUCGUUACUUUUCUGGUCUCUGGUGGAGGUCCACUCUCAGACCUUUCCUUAUGUCUCCUUCAUGGGCCAGACUCUGGCCAACAAUUCCUAUGUGGAUAUCAGUGAAGUGGGGAGACCUGAGGAUGGUGGUGAAAGUGUUCGGUGUAUCACUGACCUGAGCACAUGUUGUAGUGGUGGUCAGGGCAUCCAUCGUGGAGACUGGUAUUUCCCUGAUGGAACUAGACUGAAUUUCGCUGGAGAUGGUGGUAAUAUCUAUGAGUUUCGUGCAGCUCAGAGAGUUGACCUACAUCGUACGAACAAUGCUAACUCAUCAACUGGUAUCUAUCGCUGUGACAUUCCAACCAAUGCUGUCCAUGGUGAUAAUGACAUCUCAGUGAGAGACACAGUCUAUGUGGGACUGUAUACUGCCAGUGGAGGAGACAUCUCAAUAUCUGGAGAUUUGACAUUCGACUCUGACGAGCUGACCCUCACCUGUAUCUCCACUGGUGGACCUGCCACCACUGUCACUUGGACCAGAGACUCCAUCACUGUCACCCAAGGAACUGAGACUGUGUUGAAUGGCACAGAGACUGCAAACUACACCCACACUCUGACUAUAGCUACUGCAGGCAAUUACACAUGUAUCGUGUCUAAUAACAAACCAUCCUCUGCCUCUGCUACAAUCACUGUGACAGGACCUGAGGCUCCCGCUGGUGUGACAGCAGUCCAGGAUGGUCCCACUAGUAUCCUAGUCUCUUGGUGUACAUCCAGCAAUGCCACUGGCUACACCAUCUCCUACACUGGAGGAGGCAGCAGUGGUAGUGAGACUGUCAGUGGUGGAGAUACCAACAGCUACACUCUGACUGCUGGUCUUACCAAUGGACGAACCUACACCUUAUCCAUUGUUGCCACAUCCAACAACCUUGCUAGUGACACUGUGACAGUUAUGGCUGUUGGGUUAGUUCCUGGUCAGCCAACUGCCAGUCUUAACUCCACAACAGCCACUACCAUCUUCCUCUCCUGGAGUGUUCCCAGUGGCUCAGUGGUAGAUGAAUACGUUAUACAAUGGACUAGAGACACCUCAGUAGGCUGUUCUGAUGAGGACGCAGGAAGUGCCACUAUCACUGCUACCAGCCACACUAUACCUGAUCUAGAGGAAGACAGUAGGUACACCAUCACUGUGACAGCCUCUAAUGGAGCUGGUAGUAGUGAAGUCAGUAACACAGUGACUGCAAUGACUGAGGAGGCAGCUCCAUCUGCCCCUCCGUCUCCUGUGAGUGUGAUGGUGGAGAGCACAACUAGUAUCACUGUCCAGUGGGGAAGUGUACCAUGUAUCCAUCAGAAUGGAGACAUCACAGGAUACUCAGUCCAGUAUGGAGUGAUGGAGAGUGGAAUCACAGAGACUGUGACUGUCAAUGGAGCUAGUACCACUCAGACCACCAUCUCUGGUCUCAUGUCAUCCACUACCUACACCAUUAGAGUAGCAGCAGUCAACAACCAACUCAUUGGAACAUACAGUAGUGCAGAGAAUGAAUUGACUGAAGUUGCUGUCCCAGUUCUGACAGUAGAGUCCACAACAGCCACCUCCAUCUCCCUCUCCUGGACCAGUGCUGGCGCAGAGGGAGUCAGUUAUGAGGUGGAGUGGCAGAGAGACACCUCAGUGGGGUGUACUGAUGAGGACACAGACAGUACCACUAUCACUGGAGGUUCAAUGACUAGCUACAAUAUCACUGGACUAGAGGAAGACAGUAGGUAUGCAGUCACUGUGACCGCCUCCAAUUCCCUCGGAGAUGAAACAAGUAACCAAAUCACUCCAAUGACGAUGGUGUCACGACCCACUUCAGCUCCUAUGUCAGUGACAUCAUCCAGUACCUCCUCUUCUACCAUCACUGUGGUGUGGGGUGAGGUGCCUUGUGCUGAUCAGAAUGGAGCCAUCACAGGAUACUCAGUCCAGUAUGGAGUGAUGGGAAGUGGGAACACACAGACUAUGACUGUUAAUGGAGCUGAUAUGACUCAGACGACUAUUGAAAACCUCAUGUCAUCCACUACUUACUCUAUUGAAGUGGCAGCAGUCAAUGGUGCUGGUACUGGAGAGUACAGUGAGCCAAAGAAAUCAACUGACACGAGUUGAGGCUCCAGUUGUGACGGUAGUUGAGUCUUCAGUGACAGCUACCAGUAUACCAGUAACCUGGACUAGCGGUGGAUCAGAGGGAGUCAGUUAUGUGGUGGAAUGGGCAUAUGGUGGAGAGUGUCCUGGUAUCAGUGGAGGUAGUCAGAACAUUGGUGUUGGUGGGGGCAGAGAGUACACUAUAGAGGAUCUGGAAGAAUACAUCACAUACUCCAUCACUGUCAGAGCUAGCAAUUCUCUGGGUAGUGUUGAUAGUACUCCAGUUGAUGGAAGAACCAGUGAAGCAAGACCGUCUGCUGCUCCAAUUGACGUGACUGCUGAUGGUGCAUCAACCACCAUCACUGUCCAGUGGGGGAAUGUACCAUGUAUCCAUCAGAAUGGGCAGAUAACGAGCUACUCACUCCAGUAUGGAGUUGAGGGGAGUGGGAACACACAGACCCUAAUAUCGACUGGAAAUGGAGCUGAAAUAUCUGGACUGGUAACCUCUACUAAAUACACUGUCCAAGUGGCUGCCAUAACUUCAGCUGGUGUCGGAGAGUACAGUGACCCACAACUCAUUGUCAACACGGAGACUGCAAUCAAUCUGUCCAUAGUUGCUGCUACCACUACUUCCAUAUUGAUUCAAUGGGAUGUGAUUGAGGAAGCACAGGGAUCAAUAAUGCCAUCAGGAUACAACAUCUCCUACAGAAAUAUUGAAUACACUGACUGUUUCACAGACUCUGGCACCAUCUCUAUUCCUACUGAUUCUCUUGGAGGAAGCUACAACAUAGUGGGUCUAGAAGAGGGAACAGACUAUGCAAUCACUGUAGCUCUCCUGAUGGAUGGUGCUGCUACUGAUAGGAAGACUGUCCUACAGGCUACUGCAGAAGCAGCUCCGUCUGCACCUCCGUCUGAGGUGAUGGUGACCAGUGUGACCUUUUCCACCAUCACUGUGGUGUUGGGAGAGGUGCCUUGUGCUGAUCAGAAUGGAGCCAUCACAGGCUACUCAGUCCAGUAUAGAGUAAUGGGGAGUGGGAACACACAGACUGUGGCUGUUGAUGGAGACUCUAAUGGAGGAAUGGGCACAAUCUCUGGACUGGGAGCAGCUACAAUGUAUGAGUAUCAAGUAGCAGGAAGAACUAGUGCUGGACCUGGAGAAUACAGUAGUCCAAUGACCACCCUAACGUCAGUGGGAGCUCCAACUGUGAUAGACUCCUCAGUAGGUGCAUUCUCAAUCUCCAUCUCCUGGACCAGCUCUGGUCCAGUGGUGGAGAGAUAUGAGGUGGAGUGGCAGAGAGACACAUCAGGAGAAUGUCCCAAUGAACACACAGACAGUGCCACUGUGUCUGGAGGCUCAGAGAGAAGCUAUGACAUCACCGACCUGUUUGGUGAUAGCAGCUACAGCAUCAGAGUCAGUGCAAUGAAUGCUGCCGGGUCUGCAAUCAGUGACCCACUAGUUAUAUCUACUGCUGAAGCAGCUCCCACAGCUCCACCUGCUAGUCUUUCAGCACACCGUGUCACUCCAAGCAGUUUCACUGUGCAGUGGGGGAGGGUUCCUUGUAUCCACCGCAAUGGCGACAUCACAGGCUACUCUGUACUGGUACGGGGUAAUGGGAGCAUGGAUGUCAAUGGUCCUGAUGUUCUGACCACUGAUAUCUCUGGACUGGUGUCUGACACAAUGUAUCUGGUGCAAGUUGCAGGAGUCAAUGGGCAGGGUACUGGGGUGUAUCGAGACCUCACUGUUUCCACACCUCAAACUGUAUACCUCAGCAUUGGUGCGGAGAACCUUCCCCACAAAUGGCUUUGUAAACAUCCGUCAACUGGGCAACUCCACUGAUACCGGGUUGGCCUGCAAACACUGACCAAUCCACAGAUGGGACACCCACAGGUGAAUGGUUUAACCCCGAUGGAACCAUGCUGAGCUUCAGCAGCUCUGAGGGGUUCUUUGUGAAUGAUGGCUCA